Messenger RNA from Gregarina niphandrodes, 594 nucleotides. Its product is annotated as emp24/gp25L/p24 family protein. The record is from RefSeq and is a predicted model, not a curated record. The coding region runs from base 1 to 594 and encodes 197 amino acids. Gene Ontology annotation, biological process: Golgi organization; intracellular protein transport; endoplasmic reticulum to Golgi vesicle-mediated transport. Gene Ontology annotation, cellular component: Golgi apparatus; endoplasmic reticulum; endoplasmic reticulum-Golgi intermediate compartment. NCBI's taxonomy places the organism in Eukaryota, Apicomplexa, Conoidasida, Eugregarinorida, Gregarinidae. The transcript is spliced from 3 exons.
AUGUUCACUCAACUAGGACUAUUACUGUUGGGAGCUUCGGCCAGCUACUUUGACAUCCAACUAACUGGCAACGUUCGGAAAUGUUACACCGAAGACCUGAGUCUUAACACUCUGAUCGUUGCCGAAGUGGAGCCUCGAGAUAAUGUGAUGCUCAGUGUGGAGAUAUCGAUGAGAUCGCCGCACGAGGUGUAUUUCCAGGAGGUGAACCAAAAAGCGAUGAAGACCGCUUUCACCAUGCAGCAGACCGGUACCGUCGACGUAUGCGUACAAAGUGCUGAUACCAAAAAAGGCGUGUCGUACGCCGGUCUCAGAGUACUCACUGGGACCCUGGCCAAAGACUUCAGCAACGUGGCGAAAAAGGAACAUCUAGACCCCGUAAUUAACGAACUGAAGAGUAUAGAAGGGAUGAUGACUGACUAUAAUAGUCGUCAGCGACGGUUGGUGGGUACUGAGGCUGCCACACGUAAGUUGGUGGAUUUGGCUCAUAGUCGUGUUGUCAAUCUCGCUAUUGCGAAUAUUGGCGUUGUGGUCGCUUGUAACGUAGUAAUGGCGCUUAUCCUGAAGGCUUUCUUCAAGAGCAAAAAAAUCAUUUAG